AUGUCUUCCUCUGUGAGCUGGAUUCAUUUCUUCUACUUCAAUGAUCAAAGUCAUAGGAGUGACUUGCUGCACUACAACCUUCAGUUGAUGAACACCACCGUGAAUGCCUCUUUUUGUAUCGAUAUGAGAAAUCCGCCGGUACUUCUACUGAAAAACCUGCUGUGCCCGAUUGUGGUUUCAUUUUGGAUGAUCCCGUCCAUCAGGGCCAUGAAACUCCGAGAGCCCCUUUCUGAAUUUCAGCUUGCUUUUUUCGUCGGUGUGAUGUACUCUGUAAUUCUCAGUUGGUCAACGCUGCUCAUAACGUUUGUUCAUGGCGAUGGGCUGUCAUUUCCUGAAGGCAGGGAUGGGCAAGUGAUUGCCUUGAAUGCCAUGGAUUGCCACGUUUCUUUGCUGAUCAGGAACCUGUCGGAACCCGGGUUCGAGAAACAAAUCCGGGUGCAACCCGAUUCCAUUUUCGGAGUGGAUGUUACAGAGGGGAACAUGUAUGAGUUCCAAGGAUUUGCUUCCAGUUGUCCUGAGUUUAAACGGCUGGGAAAUCGUGUUCAUGGUUGGAGCAACAUUUUACAAGAGCAAAUUGAUCAGCAUCAGGUUCCUUCCCUUGUUGACUGCGGAUUUUUCAAUCCCUUGUAUCAGUGCUGA
Messenger RNA from Notodromas monacha, 639 nucleotides. Lineage: Eukaryota; Metazoa; Arthropoda; Ostracoda; Podocopida; Cyprididae. The record is from the annotation of a GenBank genome assembly.